Penicilliopsis zonata CBS 506.65 is the source of this 1941-nucleotide messenger RNA. RefSeq lists its product as hypothetical. NCBI's taxonomy places the organism in Eukaryota, Fungi, Ascomycota, Eurotiomycetes, Eurotiales, Aspergillaceae. The transcript is spliced from 7 exons. Bases 1 to 1941 code for a protein of 646 amino acids. The record is from RefSeq and is a predicted model, not a curated record. Gene Ontology annotation, cellular component: THO complex part of transcription export complex. Gene Ontology annotation, biological process: regulation of DNA-templated transcription elongation; mRNA export from nucleus.
AUGGCAGAGGUGGCAGUCGACGCUAUUCCUGUUUACAGGAGGCUCAUCGGGCGUCUCUUGGAGCGAGCAGAGGCCGCCAAGCCUGUCAAAUCAAUCGAGCCGCCUUUGACAGAGUCGCAUCUCGGCGACUCAAUAUGGGCAGUUACUGGGGAGGACCAAGCGCAAGUCGAUGUGCUGAGCCAGCAAGCACGAUAUGCUACGGUGGAGAUUGCUUUUCGAGAGAAUUUCUACAGCCUCUUGGCGACAACAUCGAUUGACCAGCCGGCAUUUAUUCAGAUAUGGAAUCUGCUCGAUAUAAUUUCAAUAUUCUCCGAUAAUGAACAAUGCGAGCCGGGUCUAAUAUUCUGGCUGAUCGAAGAGCUCCUCGACAGCCAGACAAUUGACAGCUGUCGCAAAGUUUUCGACUACCUUGAGUCUCGGAGGGAACAAAACACAAAGAAACACUUCAAGCAGAAAAGCCUGAUCAUCUUGAGAUCUUGCAACGAACUCCUCCGGCGGCUUUCUCGUGCAGAAGAUACGGUCUUUUGCGGACGCGUCUUCAUUUUCUUGUUCCAGAGUUUUCCCCUGGGCGAUAAAAGCUCCGUUAACCUUCGAGGAGAGUACCAUACGGAGAAUGUUACGACAUUCGACGAGAUCGCCAAACUGGCUGUUCAAAAUGAGAAUAUUGAUAUAGAUGGCGAUGAAAAGGACCUACUCUCUACGGCAUCCGAACCGAUGAAAGUCGACGAAUCACAGACACCAAUCGGUGCUGGAAUCCAAGUAAACAGUCAAGACUCAGGAAUACUUCCAAAACUCACGGUGUCAAAAGUGAUCGAUGGUGACUUGACUGAAAAAGUUGAUCUAAACGAUCUCUAUCCGAAGUUUUGGACAUUGCAGGCGUACUUCUCAGCCCCGACAAAAGUUUUUGAUUCUCAACACUUCGCAUCAUUCAAAUCGGGUCUCGAGGCCACUCUUUUGACUUUCAGAAACGUCACCACGGAUCUGGAAGGUCAAGGCAGCUUGCGAAAUUCAGAAGAUGUGCGUAAGUCUGCCAAAAGAAAGCGAACAAUGGACGGAGCCGAAAUCGCUAGCAACUUCAACCCCAAAUAUCUCACCAGUAGGGACCUAUUCGAUCUCGAGGUUAGCGACACGGCUUUCAGGCGGCAUGUUCUUGUCCAAGCUCUUAUUCUUUUGGACUUCAUGCUUUCCCUGACGCCCAAGGCGAAAGCUCGAUUGGCAGAUCUCACAAAUAAAUCCGUGCUCUACGGCUUUGUCCUUGGCGAAGAAGAUGCUCAAUGGGCCACGGAAAUGAGAAAGGCGAUCGAGGAGUACCUACAGGAAGGUCUAGGUGGCAAGUUCUACUACCGCAUGGUGGACACCGUGCUUUCAAGAGACAAAAAUUGGGUACGGUGGAAGGCCGAAGGCUGUCCGCUCAUUGAAAGACCUCCUGUCUCGGUGAAAGAGUACUUAGGGGCUCGCGAACAUGCAACUAAACUCUAUGCGAAUAAACGCCUUCGACCGUCUCCAAUGGGAUCUCUUGACCUGAAAUUUCUAUCCGAGGGAGAGUCUACAACAAAGUUUGAGCGGCUCAAGGAACCAGAUAGGUCGGAUACCCCUAACCCAGAGUCCUUCAUGAUGGGCAUCAUGGACGACGAGCUCGACAUCGACAUGGCUCAGUCCAAGGAGGACAAAGAAAAUGCGACGAGAGCCAAGGCUAGCAAGAUCUGGCGGAUGCUUCGUCUGUCAUCACGGAGCAAACUUUCUGUCUUCGAUCAAAUUGAGGAUGGUAAAAACAUCAAGAUCCUUUUCGAAGCACCAAAAACCGCCACUGAGUCUGCAAACACCACAAACGAACCCGAACAGGGACAAGCAAACGCCGAGGAGAAGGUCGAGAAGGAGGGAACACCGGCUGAUGCUUCCAAUACUGCGGAUGCUCAGGACCGCUCGGCCACUGUGACGUAA